Chiloscyllium plagiosum (whitespotted bambooshark) is the source of this 3323-nucleotide messenger RNA. It is a transcript of the gene st3gal4, whose product is annotated as ST3 beta-galactoside alpha-2,3-sialyltransferase 4. Gene Ontology annotation, molecular function: sialyltransferase activity. Gene Ontology annotation, biological process: glycolipid biosynthetic process. NCBI's taxonomy places the organism in Eukaryota, Metazoa, Chordata, Chondrichthyes, Orectolobiformes, Hemiscylliidae. The record is from RefSeq and is a predicted model, not a curated record.
GAGGGUACAGACUUCACUUCUCCUCGGUCUCUGAGUUAAAUCUAGCCCUUGCUGUUGAGCUCCGUCUCCUGGGAUACUGCAGUCUAUGUGUGUGUUUGCGUGUGAGAGAGAGAGACAGAGAGACGGAGUGGGGGCGAUGUGUUGCCGCGAGUGAGGAGUGGAACGGUUGAGAGAACGCAGGGUCUGCACUUAACACUCAGAGCUGGUGAGCUCUAUCAGAGUCUUGAUCUCUUCCCAACAGAUUGUGAACAGAUGCUGCAGACAGCAAUUGGGGAUUAAUCUGUCAUGAAGGAGGUGUGAAAAGAUGGCUUCGCGAAUCCUCUGAGCACCUUGCAGAGUGAGAAAGAUGAACUGGAAACCAGAUUGUUCCAAGCUCUUGCACCUUUUCCUGUUUCUCGUGCUCCUGUUAGUGGGUCUUGUGAUGCUCAUCCAUUCUGACCUUUCUCUGAAGGCAAAUUUACCUUACAGUGUGGAAGCAAAACCAAGUUGCCAGACUGGGUAUUCAAGUGCAUGCACAAAGCGGGUAAUAGCAAAUUUUACCAGAAACACUCAGUUAUUCUUGAGUUUAAAUGAUAUAUGGUGGAUUCCGAAAAACCCUGCGGUCAAUGAACUCCCUUAUGGAGUUAAAGGGAGUGAACAAUCUAUUAACAAGAUAUUGGCCAGAAUACAGUAUGAUAUGCCUGAAAACAUAAGCAGUUUGGUUUGUAAGAGGUGUGUUAUUGUUGGCAACGGGUACACCCUGAGGAACAGCUCACUUGGAGAAACCAUCAACGAGUAUGAUAUUGUUAUUCGAAUAAACGAUGCUCCAGUGCGAGGCUACGAGAAGGAUGUCGGCAGCAAGACCACUUUGCGAUUCUUUUAUCCCGAGUCAGCAGCCAAGGAUCCGAAUAUCGAAAAUAACCCGAGCACACUGCUUGUGUUUUUACCCUUCAAGCAGGUGGAUGCCCAGUGGCUGAGGGAGAUCGUGUACGAUGAGAAAAGAUUUCGGAAAGGAUUUUGGAAGUCUCCGCCCUUGAUUUGGGAAGCAAAUCCUUCGAAUAUCCGGAUCCUUAAUCCUUAUUACAUCCAUCAAGCUGCCACCAAGUUAUUAAACAUCCCUCUGAAGUUGCCUCCCAAGUCUAAGCAGAAACCAGUACACCCCACCACUGGUCUUCUCGCCAUCACUGUGGCCCUGAACUAUUGUGAUGAGGUACACAUUGCUGGCUUUGGAUAUCCACUAACGAAACAAAGCACUCCUAUUCACUACUAUGGCAAAACGACCAUGAAAGAAAUGGCUAACUCUGAACACAAUGUCACACAUGAACAGCAAUUUCUGAAGAGACUGCUGGAUGCUGGGGCAAUUAAAUACCUCACUGCUUUGGAAUAAUUGUUUUAUGAAUGGCAACUUUUGUUUAUAUUCUCUUUUAAUCACUGGUUGUGGCAUAUCCUUGGCUACUGGAUAUUUUAGUGAGGACGGUCACACCCUGUUCUGGCUUAUGCAGGAAUGCGGAUGGAAUAAUCAUUGCCCUUGGUGCGGGAAAUUCUCUAGCAUUGUUGAAAUAAUCAUAACUAAUGCAUGAGAUUUUAUUCUGCGCUGGUGUGGCUGCCAAACAUCAGAUACCACUACAAAUGUUAAACAACAUUAACUGGCCAAUAUUUCAAGAUUUAAGUCCGGAAAUGCAAAUUCUGUCUUGUCAGACAUGCAAGAGAAAUAAUUCUUGCUUCGAACGCUUGACUUUAAAAGCUUGUGUUGAUUGUAAUUGGACAAGGAACACAUAAACUUAACUAAAACCUUCACCACGUUUUAUUUUGCCAGACCCACGGAGGUUGACUCCCAUUGUAAAUAACUUUGUUCCCUUCCCUCUGAUUUAUGAAAUCUGUCUUAUUGCUCCAGGGAAGAAACAACAGCAAUUCUUCUUGUGAUAUUCCCACAUCCACCAGCUUAUUUUUUUCCACUCUGGCAUGUCCUUCCAUCCAUGGUGGCCAUCUUGAGAUAGUAAUUAGAUUUUAAUUACUAAUUUCCUGGCAUUUAUUUAUCAUUGCCUUGGGAAACUGUACUGUGGGUCUGUUGGUGUCACAUUGUAUUAUUUAGAGUCAGUUUACCUAGUCUUGAUUUGGCCCAUGGUGUAGGGGAUCUGCUUUCAAGAGUCAAUUUUUAGCAUGAGGGUGGAAUUCUGAAGUUGUUUUUUUACUGCAAGGCAGCCUACACUGGUGGCAUAUAAUGGUUGCAUCUCACCUGGGCUCUCAGCAUUGAGAAAUUGUUGAACUUUAUAAGUGUUAAUGCAAAUUUUCACUUAAAACUGCUACUCCAGCAUUAUUGGUGGGAGGAAUCCAUUCCAGGUCUUUUUUAAGAAAAAACACCGGUUGCUCAUGCAAAACAACACCAGAUGGGCAAUUGAAAUGUUUGCCGAGAGCGUUGUACAGCAUUGCAGGCAUUUUAAUAUUUUUGAAUGGAACCUACUCUAUUAUGUUCUACCUCUGCAAUGUAUUUGGAGAUUCUCUUUUUUUUUAAAAUAAAAAUGAUGCUGAACAUCCAUUUUUUUUUCCAGAAUGGAAUUUAGACAGCAUAAAAAUAAUUCAGGUCUAGAUUUCUUUGAACAGUGUAUUGAAGAAAAUUGUCUCCAGUCUGAACCUUUGAAGGUUAUUUCUGUUGUCCUAAUAAAGAUGUCACAUUUUUAACGAAGCCAAGGAUUGGGAUUGGACUUUUCUAAUCCACUCCAUCUUUUGAAGGAGGGCUCCUGUGAAGAGAAUGUGAGAAAAUGGAAAGAAUUGUCUUGUUUUGGCAUUGUGGUCGAAACUUUCAUUGUGCACCUCAAGGAGGUCAUUGGAGUUUUAAACACCAUCGUCUCGCCUUCCAACUUGUUUGCCUCAUGGUUUCUCUGCCCUAGGUACUUUAGUGCUCUUUCUGUAAGAUGUACUAUUUUGCUUUCUGCUCAGGAGUUGGCCAACAGACGUACUUGCGCUACCUACAGCCUUCAGCACUCCCCAGCUCCACAUUGUAAUGAAUUUUACCCAGCAAAUACACACUAAGGUAUAUUGAAAUCGGAGAACUUUCUUAAACUUCAUCCUUCUUCAUCAUGAUAUAGCUUGAAGUCACAUGACACCAAGUUGUAGUCCAACGGGUUUAUUUGACAUCACAAGCUUUUGGAGCGCUGCUGCAUCAGCUGAUAAGGGAAGGCAAUGGCCUAGUGGUAUUGUCACUAGCCCAUUAAUCCAGAGACCCUGAUAAAUUCCGGGGAUCCAAAUUCGAAUCCCGCCACGGCAGAUGGUGGAAUUUGAAUUCAAUUAAAAAUAGUCUGGAAUUCAAAAUCUACUGAUGACCAUGAAAUCAUUGUCAAUUGUUG